This is a messenger RNA of Toxoplasma gondii ME49, 2157 nucleotides long. RefSeq lists its product as hypothetical. The record is from RefSeq and is a predicted model, not a curated record. NCBI's taxonomy places the organism in Eukaryota, Apicomplexa, Conoidasida, Eucoccidiorida, Sarcocystidae. Bases 953 to 1660 code for a protein of 235 amino acids. The transcript has 6 exons.
GUGAAAAACCUCUUUCUUUCUGUGGACCAUGGUCUGUAGGUCUCCUGUCUCCUUCCUCUCUCUCUGUCUCCGCUUCCGUCGGGGACGGAGCUAGAGCUAGACAGGCGACACACUUCAAGUUCCAUCUGCUUUCUCGCACCUGCAAAAGUCUUUUUUCUUUGUCUAAGGCGAAGCACAACUUUUUCUCGUCUCCCAUGCCAGUCUGCAAGCGUCCUGAACCAUCGACACACAGAGAAAGAGAGGAAAAACAAGGAAAAACAAGCUUCCCCUCCAGUUCGGCCGCCCUCGAAAACCCCAGCCGGGUGUACCUACACCUCGUGAAUCUGCACACAACUCUUCACCUGUACAGGCACUUACGCGCAUGUCUAUUUGCUUUGGUUCCGGACUUUGCUUCACAACGCUUGCCACCACGCUGGCAGAGAUCCCUGUCGCAUUCGACUCCUUUUUCUUCUCUCCUUGUCUCUGCCGUCUGAAUGCUCAGCUGUCCAUUUCUCUUUCUCGCCCGUUGCCCCGGAGAGAGCAGCGGUGAGCCUCCUCGCUGCUCUCCUCUCAUGGCGAGAAGAGAAGGAAAGCGAGAGGAACAGAGAGAACCGCGCUAAGAAAGGGGAGUCUGUUUUUCUCCUCUUGUUUCAUUUGUGAGGUCGCCGUCUGAGGACGUCGAAGCCGCACACAGACAGGGAAACAGACAGCCUCUCUGCCGCUUACUGUUGAACUUAUUCCCCGUUUUUUAAAAAUUGUACGCAAUGAUUCUUGUGCUCCAAUCGCUGACGGCAAUGCGCCCGAUCGUCAGAGAGUGAAGAGAACUCGGCGACUUCUUCUCUUCUUGUUUUUUCGCCUUCGCCUCGCGCUCUUCUCCUCCGCUUCCUCCUUUUCUCCACUUGUGUUGCCUCUUUCUUCUCCUCUUCUUACGUCUCCGUCUGUUCCUCUCACUUCUUCUUGUGCGGCUUUCGCCAUGGCGCCUUUUCCGCGAGGAAUCGUGAAGCCUCGUAGCGCCAAAGUGAGGGCGAUUCUGAACCUUUCCGUGGAGCAGCGACAACCGAAUCCGCUCCGCGCGCCUCGGAAGAGCCUCCUCGAUCCGCCUCCCUGCGUUGCGCCGCUGGAGAAGGGGAAUCCAAAACUGGACAGACAGUUCGACACCCUCAACCGGAGUAUCACAGGUUUUCGAAAAUACAAGGCCCCCCACACCACCGCCCCACGUGUGGUUCGAGACCGAGACGAAACGAACUUCCAUGAGAUGCUCGGCAAAUUUCGCUUCGACCUCCAAGGCUCUUUCAAAGAGAACGGCGACAUGCUGCGAGACAGUCUCCUCCAAGUUGGCCGCGACCUCUUUCUCGUCGGCUGGGUGAAGUGUAGAAGUCGAUUUGCCACUGGACAUAUUCAAGGAGAUGUGCAUGCCCUCUCGUACAUGCGCCGCUACCUCGAGAAGCAUGUCGACGAAAGCGUAUCGUCGGUUCGCUUUUACGAGGAGAAUUUCGGGAUGCCGCUUCUCGAAUACGAACGACUGAGCGCCGUCAAUGACUUCCGCGCCCCAGGAAAAAAACAGCAACAUGCUCUCAGGGCUGCAGAGAAGAACAAGGCAAAAAAACUCGAACAAGAGAGUCUUCGUCACGCGCAGGAGUUGGAGCGCUUCUACGAGGAAAAUUGCAUCCGAAAUUACUAAAUGAAGAAACGAAAAAAGGCGCCAAGAAAUAUCUACAGACGCACCUCUAUACUUAUAUAUCUACCUUGUAUGGAAACAAUGCUGCUCAUCGAUCCGAAUAUAAGACUUUUAUCUGAAACAUGUGUGUGCACAUAUAUAUAUAUAUAUAUAUAUAUAUAUAUAUAUAUAUAUAUAAAUUAUAUAUGUAUUUGCUCAUACGCUGUCAGCUGUUUUUUCUGUUAAAAAAUAACUCUGUUUCGGACCCUCUUCCGUUACCGUCGCCUUUGCUUCUCUCCUUUGUAACCUGCCUUUUCGAAGCUGACGCGGGUGUGUUCGUCUUUCUCGUCCUCUCCCUGCCUCCCUUGUGUGCCGUCCUUCUCUCUUUUUAAGGUUUCUGGUCGUUUUUCCAUCUCGCUUUCUUCUCGUUUCAACAAAUACGGAUACCUCGCGAAACCGUCAGACAGCUCAAAUGUCCAACGUCGUCAAACCGCUCUUCUCUGUAUGUUUCGGCCCACCUC